This is a messenger RNA of Saccostrea cuccullata (small rock oyster), 1432 nucleotides long. RefSeq names its product peroxisomal trans-2-enoyl-CoA reductase-like. Gene Ontology annotation, biological process: phytol metabolic process. The transcript is spliced from 8 exons. Bases 6 to 905 code for a protein of 299 amino acids. The record is from RefSeq and is a predicted model, not a curated record. Gene Ontology annotation, molecular function: trans-2-enoyl-CoA reductase (NADPH) activity. Lineage: Eukaryota; Metazoa; Mollusca; Bivalvia; Ostreida; Ostreidae. Gene Ontology annotation, cellular component: peroxisome.
UCAAAAUGGCGAGCUCCGUUGGGAAAGUUUCAAGUGUUUUCAGGCCAGGCUUGUUUAAAGGAAAAGUGGCCAUUGUGACAGGAGGCAGCACUGGCAUCGGAUUGGCUAUAACUCAAGAACUCUUAUAUUUAGGAUGCAAAGUAAUGAUCGCGUCCCGGAAUGCACAAAGACUUGCUUCUGCUUCUGAUGCCAUUAAGAAACAGAUCCCUCGUGACAGUUCAGCAGAAAUAAGUGAUAUCCAAUGCAACAUUCGGAAAGAAGAUCAGGUUCAGAAAAUGAUAUCAGAGACAUUGUCAAAGUUUGGUAAGAUUGACUUCCUUGUAAACAAUGGAGGGGGACAGUUUCCCGGACCCGCCUCUUCUUUUAGUCUAAAGGGCUGGAAUGCUGUCAUAGAGACAAACCUUACAGGAACAUUUCUAUGCUGCAGAGAAGUAUAUAACCAGUGGAUGGGCGAACAUGGUGGUGUAAUCAUCAAUAUCAUUGCUGAUAUGUGGAAGGGUUUCCCUGGAAUGAGUCACACAGGGGCAGCACGGUCAGCAGUGGACAAUCUCACAAAAUCUUUGUCCUUGGAAUGGGCAGCUUCAGGGGUCAGGGUCAAUGCUGUAGCUCCUGGUAGCUCCAUAUACUCGGAAACAGCAGCUGCAAAUUAUGGAGACAAAGAUAUAUUUAACCAUGCCAUUCCACAUAUUCCAGCGAAACGUUUAGGCACCACUGCUGAGAUAUCAGCAGCUGUUUGCUUCCUUCUCUCACCGGCAGCUGCUUUUAUAUCAGGAGAAACUCUCAAAGUAGAUGGUGCUGCUAGUUUGUAUGGAACUACAUGGCAGAUACCAGAUCAUAAAAAUUUACCGGCCUAUGAUUGGGAAACAGAUGAUCCAGAGAAUCCCAAAACCAAGGCAAAGUUAUAGUCAAAGUUAGAAGAGUUAGUAAACAGAUCGAUUUUAUGUUAAUAUGUGAAAAAAUUAGUUCAGAACUGUGAUUUAUCUGUGAUAUAACUCUUUAGUGUACAUGUACCUAUUAACAAGGAGUAAUUUGAAUAUGCUGUAUAUAUUACAUGUACUCUUUAUAGUAUUCUUUUGAUCAUUAUUGGGAUUGCAAUAGUACUCCAGAAUCAAAGAUGCAAUAUUAAUUAGAAGUGAGUUUAGAUUUAAUCAAUUGUCUUUUUAAGUUUAAAAAAUUCAUUAUUUAGGCCUAAUUAACCAUCUCCCUUUCCUAAAAUCUGCAUCUAAUUGUCAAAACUGCAGAUUUAAGGAUAAUCAUGAUACAUUAUUAUCAUAACCAGAAUAUAGUGUCUUUACUUUAUCAAGAUAUAUUAUUAUAUAUCAUAUAACCUUACUGUAUACCAUCCAGGAUAAAAGGUUAUCUGUUUGUUUUAUUGGAAUUAAAUAUUUUCCAAUAAACAAUGUGACAAUGUGACAAACACUCUUUUUCAUCA